This is a messenger RNA of Helianthus annuus (common sunflower), 1962 nucleotides long. RefSeq lists its product as uncharacterized. The coding region runs from base 1 to 1962 and encodes 653 amino acids. The transcript has a single exon. Gene Ontology annotation, biological process: telomere maintenance; DNA repair. The record is from RefSeq and is a predicted model, not a curated record. Gene Ontology annotation, molecular function: DNA helicase activity. Lineage: Eukaryota; Viridiplantae; Streptophyta; Magnoliopsida; Asterales; Asteraceae.
AUGGUAUUCCCUCUUUGCGCAGAUUUAUACACAAUUGAAUUUCAAAAAAGAGGUCUACCACAUUGUCACACGCUUUUAUGGGUGUCUGAUGCGUAUAGUAUACGCAAUGCUGAACAGGUGGAUCACUAUAUAUCGGCUGAACUACCUGAUCAUCUUCUCAAACCUGUUCUCCACAGGAUUGUGAUGGAUUAUAUGUUGCACGGUCCAUGCGGUUUAGCACGCAUGGGUUCUCCCUGCAUGAAAGAUGGAGUUUGCAAAAAGAAUUUUCCUAAGCCAUAUGAGGAUUUUACACGUUUUGAUAAUGCGGGUUAUGUACAUUAUAAGAGAUCGUCAACAUCUGCGCCGUUUCUAAAAAAUGGUGUUCCUUUAGACAAUGGGUACGUUGUUCCAUACAACGCAAAUUUGUUAAUGCACUUUGAAGCACAUAUAAACGUAGAAUACUACGGUUGGACUAUGCUGAUCAAAUACUUAUUCAAAUACAUCUCCAAAGGUGCUGAUCGUAUUCAGUUUGCGUUAACACGUGAUAGACAAACUGGAGAGCCAGCUGACAUCCCGGAGGUCAUAAACGAGAUAAAAAAUUAUACAGAUGGCCGAUUCAUAUGUCCACAUGAAGCAGUGUGGAGGAUAUUCAGUUUUCCAAUACAUCAUAAGAAUCCCCCAGUUCAAGUUUUAGCUGUUCACUUGGAAGGAAAGCAGAACCUUACUUUUAAACAGUCGCAAUGGCUUUCGGAUAUUACUAGCAAUUCAAAUAUUGGUAAAACAACCUUAACAAAAUGGUUUGUGAAUAAUACCAAUGAGAUAUCCAACGAAAAUAACUCUGGUUUGUCAGGAGUUAACCUUCGGUACAUUGAUUACUUAUCGAUGUACCGUUGGGAUAUGUCAUCAAAAAAAUUGAUGCGAAGAAGAAGUAAAAGGGAGCCAACAAUUGGUAGGCUUACAUAUGUGCAUCCAACAUGCGGAGAACUCUUUUAUUUAAGGCUUCUACUCAAUUUUCAAAGAGGAUGUUGUUCUUUCGCAGAUGUACGUACAAUAUCAGGGACUGUAAUGCCAACAUUUAGAGAAGCGUGUGAAAGGCUUGGUUUAAUCGGAGACGACAAAGAAUGGGCCACCACUAUUGAAGGGGCUGCUGAGUGGGCUACAGCUGCUGAACUAAGAUCUCUCUUUACUUGCAUACUCCUUCACUGUGAUGUUUCAAAUCCUCGAAGGUUAUGGGAGACAAAUUGGAAAUGUAUGUCAGAUGACAUAAACCGUAGUAUAGGCCUUGCAAUUACCACUCAUUCAGCGGUCAUAGCCGAUCAAGACCUACAACAGUAUGUACUACGGAAAUUGGAAACUCUUCUUAAUACGAACUCAACUUCACGUUCAUUGGUUGACUACGGUCUACCGAUGCCAGAUGCUUCUGUGGUUUCUGGGCUUGGAAACAGCCUUCUUUUAGAAGAGAAAAGCUAUGACAGAGACGCCUUACGCAUUGAACACAUGAGUCUUCACAAGGGCCUUCGACCAGGUCAGCUAGCUGUAUACAAUGCAGUCAUGUCUUCAUUUGAAAAUGGAACUCAAUGUUUGCUUUUUGUCUACGGUCAUGGUGGAACAGGAAAGACAUACUUAUGGAAAACGAUCAUUGCACGUCUUAGAUCAAGAGGUGAGGUUGUACUUGCUGUUGCAGCAUCAGGUAUCGCAUCACUAUUGCUUCCAUCUGGUAGGACUGCUCACUCCAGAUUUAAAAUCCCAUUGGAGCUAACUGAAGAAUCCAUCUGUUACAUAAAGAAGAAGUCAAACCUAUGUAAUUUGCUUUUGCAAACCACUCUAAUAAUAUGGGACGAGGCUCCAAUGAGUGAUCGCAGAUGUUUAGAAUCCUUGGAUAAGACACUUAAGGAUUUAACAUCAAACACUUCGCAAUAUUUUGGCGGAAAAAUCAGUUUUACUAGGAGGCGACUUCAGGCAAACAUUACCAGUAAAACCUAA